Dermatophagoides pteronyssinus (European house dust mite) is the source of this 3052-nucleotide messenger RNA. RefSeq names its product secretory pathway calcium atpase (gene SPoCk). Gene Ontology annotation, cellular component: membrane. Gene Ontology annotation, molecular function: ATP hydrolysis activity; ATP binding; transporter activity. The record is from RefSeq and is a predicted model, not a curated record. NCBI's taxonomy places the organism in Eukaryota, Metazoa, Arthropoda, Arachnida, Sarcoptiformes, Pyroglyphidae.
AUAGGUUUCAAAACGAAAUGAAUUUGAUUAUUAACAUUAAUUGAAAUUUUCAUUAGUUGAUCAUUUCUUUUCCACUAAUCUUCUUUCCAUAAUUUAUUGUCAUUUAAAGUUUAAUUUAUAAAAAAUGGAGUAUAGCGGCGAAGGAAUAGAAUGUAUUCGAAAAGUCGAUGCUGGUGAAUUAUCCUACGAAGAUGUAUGCAGAAAAUUGAAUACGAACAUUGAAACAGGUCUUGAUUGGAAUGAAGCUAAUCGCCGUCUUCAGAUUUUUGGUCAUAAUGAACUUAAUGUCAAACAAGACGAAAGUCUUCUCAGUAAAUAUCUUGAACAGUUUCGUAAUCCUCUCAUCAUACUUUUAUUAUGCUCAGCAUUUGUCAGUGUUUGCAUGCAACAAUUUGAUGAUGCAUUCAGUAUUGCAGCGGCCAUUAUUAUUGUUGUUACGGUCGCAUUUGUACAAGAAUAUCGAUCAGAAAAAUCAUUGGAAGAACUAAACAAACUUGUUCCGCCAACAUGUCGUUGUAUACGUAAUGGAAAGGUUGAAACAUUUUUGGCGCGAUCAUUAGUGCCGGGUGAUAUUGUUAUAUUGGAAACUGGCGAUCGAGUUUCAGCUGAUCUUCGUCUUGUGCAAUCAAUUGAUUUGUCCGUGGAUGAAAGUAGUUUUACAGGUGAAACUGAACCUGCAUCAAAAUCAUCCGAACCAGUGCAAAAUGCAUUGACUAAUAAUGCUAAUAUUGUAUUCAUGGGCACUCUUGUUUGUCAAGGCAAAGGUAAAGGUAUUGUUAUAAGUACUGGAAUCAAAUCGCAGUUUGGCAAAAUAUUUCUAUUGAUGCAAUCUGAAGAAGCACCAAAGACACCAUUGCAGAAAAGCAUGAACACAUUGGGCAAACAGCUUUCUCUAUAUUCAUUUGGUAUAAUAUUCUUAAUUAUGUUCCUUGGCUGGAUACAAGGACGACCAUUGAUGGAAAUGUUUAAUAUUGGUGUAUCGUUAGCUGUUGCAGCCAUACCGGAAGGUUUGCCCAUUGUUGUUACCGUUACGCUUGCCCUUGGUGUAAUUCGUAUGGCUAAACAAAAUGCCGUUAUCAAACGUCUCCCAACUGUUGAAACAUUGGGAUGUGUUAAUGUUAUUUGUUCGGACAAGACAGGAACGUUGACCAAAAAUGAAAUGACCUUAACCUCGAUUGUAACAUCUGAAUUAUUUCAUGCUGAAUUAUCCGGCAUUGGUUAUGAUAGUUUUGUUGGCGAAAUUGAUUUGAAAACAAAAAAUGCCGAAUCUACUAAGCCUCAAUUUGAAUCGAUACGACGUUUGCUCAGAGUUGGUUGUAUUUGUAACAAUGCUCAAUUAGUUAAUGGUCGUUUAUUUGGACAACCAACCGAGGCAGCUAUACUUGUUGCAGCUCGUAAAUUUGAUAUGACCGAUAUUCGUCAACAUUAUGACCGAUUAGAAGAGAUACCUUUCUCUUCCGCUCAGAAAAUCAUGGCCGUCAAAGCAAUACCGUUGUCCAACUUUAUAAAUAGUGAUUUAAAAGAAUCGACACUCAUUGGCGAUGAUGAUGGCGAUUGUACAUUUUCCAAUAAUUGUGCCAAAUAUUAUGUGAAAGGAGCUUUAGAAGUUUUGCUUCCAACAUGUACAAAAUAUGCUUUUAUUGAUAAACAAGUGCCUCUUGAUAAAAAUCAAAUGGAUAAGUUUCAUAUAGCCGCACAAGAUUUGGGUCGUAAAGGACUUCGAGUACUUGCCUUUGCUUACGGUCCCACCAUGAAUGAUCUCACAUUUGUCGGAGUGGCAGGUAUAUUUGAUCCACCUCGAGAAGGUGUACGUGAAUCGAUUCAAGCAUUACGAUCAUCAACUGUUGAAGUUAAAAUGCUAACUGGUGAUGCUAAAGAAACAGCCUGUGCUAUCGGUCAACGUCUUGGUCUUCAUGUCCCGGAUAAGUUACCGAUUUCGGGCGAAGAAAUUGAUCAACUUGAUGAUGAAUCAUUCGCUAAUAUUGUUGACCGUAUAUCGAUUUUCUAUCGUGUGGGUCCUAGUCAUAAGCUACGAAUUGUCAAGGCAUUGCAAAGCCAUGGUCUUAUUGUUGGAAUGACCGGUGAUGGUGUUAACGAUGGUGUUGCGUUAAAAAAAGCUGACAUCGGUAUUGCUAUGGGUAAAUCGGGUACCGAUGUUUGUAAAGAGGCUUCCGAUAUGAUUCUGGUUGAUGAUGAUUUUCACACAAUUAUGUUAGCCAUUGAAGAGGGUAAAGCAAUUUUCUAUAACAUACAAAAUUUCGUUCGAUUCCAGCUCAGCACAAGCAUUGCUGCCUUAUCAUUGAUUGCCAUUUCCACAUUGUUACACAUUCCAAAUCCUUUGAAUGCAAUGCAAAUUCUUUGGAUCAAUAUUAUCAUGGAUGGCCCACCUGCUCAAAGUUUAGGCGUUGAGCCAGUCGAUCCGGAUAUAUUAUCUCAACCGCCGAGAAACGUUCGACAACCAAUGAUUACUAAAGAUUUGAUUUUUAAUGUUCUAGUUUCAGCUAUCAUAAUCAUAUUAGGCACAUUAUUUGUUUUCAUUCAAGAGAUGAGUGAUAAUGUUGUUACACCGCGAGAUACCACAAUGACUUUCACUUGUUUUGUUUUCUUUGACAUGUUCAAUGCAUUAAGCUGUCGAUCUCAGACAAAAUCUAUCUUUCGAAUUGGCAUUUUAAGAAAUCGAUUUUUUUUGUUCGCCGUUUUAUUUUCAUUAAUUGGACAAUUAUUGGUCAUCUAUGUUCCUUUCUUUCAACGUAUUUUUAUCACCGAAUCCUUAACAAUACAAGAUUUAUUAUUCUUAUUAUGUAUCACAUCAACCGUAUUUAUAGUAUCGGAAAUACGAAAAUAUUUUUGGCAAAAAACCUACAGAAAACAGAUGUUCAUGAUAGCUAAAGAAAAAAUGAACAUGGUAUGAAGUUCAUCUUUUUAUACAUUUUGUACAUCUUUUUUUUUAUUCAUAUAAAUUCACAUCUAUCGGACGCUAGUCGUAAUUGGAGAAAAAAAAAUUUGUACCCUAUAUUACUAUUUUCAACAAAAUUUUGCUUUGUGAUUCUUU